Messenger RNA from Cavenderia fasciculata, 1980 nucleotides. RefSeq names its product putative protein serine/threonine kinase (gene mkcB). The coding region runs from base 1 to 1980 and encodes 659 amino acids. The record is from RefSeq and is a predicted model, not a curated record. Gene Ontology annotation, cellular component: cytoplasm. Gene Ontology annotation, biological process: intracellular signal transduction; regulation of MAPK cascade; protein phosphorylation. Gene Ontology annotation, molecular function: ATP binding; protein serine/threonine kinase activity. The transcript has 5 exons. Lineage: Eukaryota; Evosea; Eumycetozoa; Acytosteliales; Cavenderiaceae.
AUGGAUUCCAUCAAUCAACCCCAGCCAGCCAAAGUUAGAGUUGUUGAUGAAUGGAUGCAUUGCAUCGAUGGAUGCUUGGGGAAGAUUAAACAACAACAACAACAACAACAACAACAACACCACCAACAACGACUUAUAGAGAGUAGAUUUAAUCAAAAAUUUGCGAUGAAAUCAUUUUUUAAGAAAGCAAAGCAAGCAUACAAGAGCCAUUUCUUCCUCACACAAGAGGGGAUGGCUCCACCCGAAGACGACGAGCAUGCCAACAAGAUAAUCGACGAUAUCAACCCGAUCAAGGAGGAGGGCCCACAAGGCUUUAUAGCAUUCUGCUCGGACGAAAAUAACAACAACCCACCCAGCGGAACGACGUCGGCAGGUGCAUCCGAACAAUACAGCAGUCAUAGAAAGGACACGAUCGACGGCAGCGGCAAGGACGCCGCCAAAGACUCGUCGUCCACCAACACCUCCACCACGGCCUCGACCGCCAACACCACCACCCCUUCGACCACCAACAACAACGCCGCCGCCACAUCAUCCACCACUACCACCACCACCUCAACCACUCCCACCAAAGACCGCAAACAAACCAAGACCAAGACUUCAUUCUUUUCAUUUGGUGGUAAAAAAGAGACUGCCUCUGAAAAAAAGGCUGUCAAUAAUUCUGGAUCAUCAAACAAUAACAAUAAUAAUAACAACCAACCAUUGGCUGCAGGUGCCAACAACAACAACAAUCAUCAAAAGACUCCGCCAGUACGUGAAGAAGAAAAAGUUGAACGUGAAAUCAUAUAUAUCAAGGGUUUAGAGGAUUUACCAGAAGAUUGUUUGAAAUUAAUUAGAAUAUCGGGAUUACCAGAAGAAAAAUUAAGAGCCAAUUUACAAGUAUUGUUACAUGUCUUGCACUUUAGAACGGGCAAGAUCAUCAAGGUGGAGGGUGAGUUGCCCAAGGAACCACGUAAAAAGGUGGUUUCGGAGCGAUUCAAUGACGGUGAGACACUUAUACAACACGUCGAACCACCCCAACUCAAAAAGAUGUACAGAGAUUGCGACCAAGUCGGCAAGGGUGGUUUUGGUACGGUCUAUUUUGGCCGUUCAACCAAGGAAAAGAAGUUGGUAGCCAUCAAAAAGAUGCCCCAUCUUACCAAGCGUCAACAAGUACAAAACUACAGAGAGGCAUCGAUCCUAUCGAAAUGCGAUCACCCCAACAUUGUCAAGCUCAUCACUUGUCACGUCGACAAGGACCAAAACAUGUGGGUGGUCAUGGAGUUUAUGGAGGGUGGUACCUUUGAAGAGGCCGCCAAGGCAUGGAAAUUCAACGAAAAUAACUUGGCCUAUGUUGCUCGCGAGCUCCUAAAGGGUCUCUCGUAUUUGCACGAGAAGCAAAUGGUACAUCGUGACCUCAAGUCUGCCAACAUUAUGAUGAGUGUCGAAGGCAAGGUCAAGCUCAUCGACUUUGGUCUCUGUGAGGAUGUGGCCUCGGGUCCACCCUGCCACAUGGUUGGUUCACCCUUUUGGAUGGCACCCGAGAUGAUCCUCGGCAAGCCACACGGCACCCCCGUCGAUAUUUGGAGUUUUGCCAUCUCGCUCUUGGAAAUGGCCAAUCAACGUCCACCCAUGAUGGAGUCGGCCGUCAAGGCCAUGUUCACGGUCGCCACCGAGGGCGCCACAGGCUUUGACGAGCCCGAGUUGUGGUCCGACACUUUCAAAGACUUUUUGUCGCUCUGUCUCAAGAUUGACCCCGAGGAACGUGCCACCGCUGAGCAACUCCUCAAACACCCAUUCAUCAAAAAGGCAGACACUAGAGACAACAUGGAAAACAUUCUUAAAAAGAUUUUCCUUACAAAUUCUUUAAUGAAUUCAGAAUAUUCCAAAGAGAGUCCAAUGUUGGGGGAGCCAGAUAAUUCGUUUAAACAAGUCAUUUUCUUCUUACCCCCUUCAACACAAGUAGUCAUGACAACCACCGACUUGGAAGAUCAUCAUUCUUAA